UUUGAAUCCUCAUAUAGUGAACAACCAUGAAUUUAAGUUUAGAAAGAUUCGUUGGUAAGGUGGCUGUAGUAACAGGUGCUUCGGCAGGAAUCGGAGCUGCUAUUGUAGAAGAUUUGGUAAAAAAUGGAGUCAUAGUUGCUGGAUUAGCCAGAAGAGUAGAUCGCAUAGUAGACCAAGCAGAACAGCUAAAAGAUGAACCUGGCAAGCUUUAUGGUUUCAAAUGCGAUUUGACAGUUGAAGAAGAUAUAAAAUCAGCUUUCAGGAAAAUCAUCAGAAAAUUAGGCGAUAUUCAUGUAUUAGUCAACAAUGCUGGGCUAAUGCUGUCAACUGAUCUAAUUAAUGGCGAUACUGAAAAAUGGAAAACAAUGCUUGAUACAAAUGUACUGGCUCUUUGCAUCGCAACUAGAGAAGCUCUACAAAACAUGAUCUCCAAAGGCACCAAGGGGCAUAUAAUUCAUAUCAACAGUAUAACUGGACACCAAAUACUGGAUAUACCUCGAUUAAGUGUAUACGGAGCUAGCAAAUUUGCAGUAACAGGUUUGGCAGAAACCCUGUGCAAUGAUUUGAAUAGGGAAAAAAUUCCUGUUAAAGUAACUAGCAUCAGUCCAGGAUAUGUGAAAACAGAGUUUUGUUCAGUUGCUGAAAUUCCAGAUGAGUUCUUGGAACAAUUGACAGCUUUGCACUCCAACGAUAUUUCGGCUGCAGUUAUUUAUGCUCUAUCUACUCCACCGCAUGUUAAUGUGACUGAAAUUACAGUUAAACCACUGGGAUCUUCUUUGUAAGUUCACAUCACAAUCUCAACAAAAAUAGUUUUACUGUAAUAGGUAUUCACAAUUCACAAAAAAUAAUUUUUAGAAAAUGAUAGCCAGAAAUGCUUGAUAAAAUAAAAUAAAAAAACAAUAACCAUCGUGUUCAAACACUUUUAUUUCACAUUUACACACAAAAAAAAAUACCUCAGUUCAGUCUCAGAAAGCCUCACAUUAGUAUACAAACAACAAUAUACAGAAAAAAAAAUUAUAAUACAAAAUAGUCACAGAAAAAAAAAACAGUUAGCUUAAGCUUGAUUGAAAGUGUAACUGUAACCAUCAGGAGAUCUGUUAAGAGACAAUUUUCCUGGUGGAUAGAACCUGUGAGGAGCUGGAGUGGUCGAGUAUUGUGGUUUUGGUUGUGGUUGUGGUCGGUAUUGAGGCUGUGGCUGAUAUUGGGGCUGUGGUUGGUAUUGUGGCUGAGGUUGGUAUUGUGGUUGAGCCUGGGGCCUGUAUUGCUGUUGUGGUGGUUGGUAGUCUGGAGCGUUGUAUUGAGGUAGCGGUUGGUAUUGAGGAAUACCAUCGCCUGUUGCCAUGAAACCGUGUUUGCCUGCAGUAUAGCUGAUGGUGUGUCUAAAAUAACGCAUUAUUAUUAUUUUUGAAUUGAUUGGGGGAAAAAUGUUUUACCUUUGGCCAUUGGGAUCAACGUAGGAAUAGCUUCCUCUGCGAGUGCCAUCGGCUUCACUUUCUUCCUUGAAAUUUACUCCGUCUUCUUGUGUGUAGGUAGCGCCGAAUCGGCCGUCUCCGCCUAGAUAUCUUUGCUCGGCUACGAUGGCGGCUGUUCUCGGAUCACCUUUGUAGCCUUGGCCAAGAGCUAGGCCUAGCACUGCUGAUAGGACAAC
This is a messenger RNA of Ceutorhynchus assimilis (cabbage seed weevil), 1648 nucleotides long. Lineage: Eukaryota; Metazoa; Arthropoda; Insecta; Coleoptera; Curculionidae. The record is from the annotation of a GenBank genome assembly.